UUGGGAGUGUUUCAUUUCAUUCGUUUCAUAUAUACAAAGGAUAGCAGAGGAUAUUUCAUUACAAAGAAGUAAAAGUCAAAGCAAGUGUCAGUAAAAAUUAAUUAAAAAGAAAAAAAUGUCAAGUGAAAAACUAACAUUAUAAUUAAAUAUAAUAGAUUUUCUUUAAACAUUUCUACAAGUUAAAAUAAUUAUAACAAAAUUGUGAAACCAUUUUAUAAAAUACAUAAGAAAAUAACUAAUAUGUUGUCCAACCCUUAAAAAUAAAAACUUAUAAACAUUGCAGCAAAAAUAUUCCUUUUUAAAGGGUGCUAUUAAAAACUCUAGGAUAUUAAAUAAUUUAUUGGUAGUGCAACAGAUGUCCUGCACUAUUUUUCUUAAGAACUUUUAUAAUAUACAAUCGUCUAGAUAAUGCUGCCUGUUUUGGAAUUCUUAAAAUUGUGCAACAAUAUUAUAGUUUUUUAUUUAUGUUGUAUUAUAAAUAUUGGUCCUAGAAAAUUAAUUGCAUUUUGACAAUUUUAAUAAUAUUCCUAAAUCAGAAACGUACAAAGUUUUAAGUAUAAGUAUAUGUAUGUAUAAGUGGAACUAUUUUGUAAGCGCUUUUUAAGAAAUGGUCCUUCUAUAUAUACAAACUCAUAAGUCUGCAGUUUAAUAGAGUUCAAAGUUCAAUAAGGAAAAGGGGAGAAAUAAAUAUGAUUAUUAAAAAAUAUUUAUCCGUAAAAACCUCAUCUAUUGUUCUAUUGGCUGGUAAUUUAUUAUGGUCCCUACAUUUGUAUUUAUCAAGCAACUGUAAUACAACAACUACAACUGGAUCACAUCAUUUUAUUAAAAAUAUUUCGGCAGCCCAUAUAGCCUCUCUGAAAGCGGGUCGUUUAUAUAGCAAUUCUAGUAACUAUCGCCUGAAUAAAGACCCUCCAACAAAUGGUGUCAAAAAAUCAGAGUCAUCGGGAUUGGCCUUUGAAAAUGUAGCACUCAAUUUGGGUCGAUGGGACAAUCAGCGUGUAUAUAAACUAUUUGAUUUUGCACUAAUCGGUGAUACCUAUGAAGAGUCGUCACUAAGCGGUCUAGUAUGUUUAGCCACCCAGACCUCGGUCGAGCGUUUACUGUCUGUGGCAGAGGUCGCCAAAAAGUGGUUGGGACCGAUAUCUGUUGCAGUUUUUGUUUCAGGCAGCGAAGAAUUCACUAUACUGAAACACUAUGUUACCUAUCUAAGACUCUGCUUUGAUUUUGUACGCACAAAUGUAACUUUUCAUUUGGCCUUUCCUCAUGAUCGCAAGCCAAAACAUGAAACAGCCGACUCCUAUAAACUGCUACAAAUGUUCGAUUGUCGAAAUCCUCAAAAGACCCUGCACAGCAUGUUACAAAUGCGAUCGACAGAGACCAUACGUUGGCGAUCACGCAAUCUAUAUCCACAAAAUCAUUUGCGCAACUUUGCGCGCAAAGGCUGUCAAACAAAAUAUGUGUUUCUCACAGAUGUCGACAUAGUACCGAGCAAUAAUAUUGUGCCAUUGCUAAAUGAAUUUCUUGCUACGGCCAGAUGUGCGACGGGUCUAUGUGCUUACGUCAUACCCACAUUAGAAAUUGAUGAUCGCGUGCGAUUUCCAUCCAGUAAAACCGAACUACUGCGGCUGGUGAAGAGAGGUUUGGCAAGGCCUUUCCAUGAAAAAGUCUUCAUCUACAAUCAAUAUGCUACAAAUUUUUCAAGUUGGCUUGCCAACAGUCACACAGAUGACCAACUGAUCGCCAUUAGUCACCAAGUGACAAAUUAUGAGUUUUUUUAUGAACCUUUCUAUGUGGCUUUGGACAAUGUGCCCCCGCACGAUGAACGUUUCGUGGGCUAUGGUUUUACAAGAAAUUCACAGGUCUACGAGAUGUAUGUUUCUGGUUACUCAUUUUAUGUCUUGACUCCUGUAUUCACCUGUCAUUGGGGUUUACAAAAGAAAAAUGCUCGUCCAUCGUGGCGCGAACAGCAGAAUACCUUUAAUAGUAAACGCUUUGAGAUUUUCAAAAAAGAAAUCUUUGCUCGUUAUAAAAAGCCAUUACAUUCCUACGAUCAGAAAAAACAUGGAUGAUAUUGAUUAAUAAUACUAUUUCUUCAUACAUAUAUUAUUGUAAUCAUAUUGAUUUUACAUGUAACGUAUUUAGUUAUAGAUAAAAGUAAGUAUGUAUGAGUAUUGGUGGAUAUUUUCUAAAUAUCGAAAGGAAUAUUUAAUAACUUUUGAUACGAAAAAGUGCAUAAAACCAUAUCUUCUAUAAUGAAAAUCUAUCACUCUUAAGUACAUACUUAAUACAAUAACUAUUUUGUACAUAUAUAUACAUACAUAUUUAGCUACAUAUUGCUCAUUUGCAACAAAAGAAUCUUAACUCAAUAUAUUUAUAGUUUUUAAAUAAGUAUUAAAAUGUAAUAUUUUUUUUCUUCAAAUAAGUUACUAAAAAUAUUUUUAUGAACAA
Messenger RNA from Lucilia sericata (common green bottle fly), 2448 nucleotides. Its product is annotated as beta-1,4-glucuronyltransferase 1. Gene Ontology annotation, molecular function: glucuronosyltransferase activity. Bases 690 to 2069 code for a protein of 459 amino acids. Lineage: Eukaryota; Metazoa; Arthropoda; Insecta; Diptera; Calliphoridae. The record is from RefSeq and is a predicted model, not a curated record. The transcript is spliced from 5 exons.